UAUAAAGGGAUUGCAGUGGUUCUUGAAAAAUGCUCUGGUGUUGGUAGACGGGAGCGGCAUACUGGACAAGUUUUAUUUAGAGCAGCCUACCAAAACAGAGGUAUAGGGAGUAGGCUACACCGGGAACAUCUUUAUUCUUGAUGUCACUUUUAAGCGAGAGGUAGGAAAAGGCAGGAAUGGCAGACAUUCGGAAGAAACUUGUCGUGGUGGGGGACGGGGCAGGUGGGAAAACAUGUCUACUGAUUGUAUUCAGCAAAGACGAAUUUCCUGAGGUGUAUGUUCCGACUGUAUUUGAGACAUAUGUUGCGGACAUAGAGGUGGAAAACAAGCAAGUCCAGCUAGCUUUGUGGGACACAGCCGGGCAGGAGGACUACGACCGGCUGCGCCCCCUCUCCUAUCCGGACACCGAUGUCAUUCUGAUGUGCUUCUCCGUGGACAGCCCGGACUCGUUGGAAAACAUCCCUGAAAAAUGGGUCCCUGAAGUCAAACACUUUUGUCCGAAUGUACCUAUUAUAUUAGUGGCCAACAAGAAAGAUCUGCGCAAUGAUGAAAACGUAAAGAACGAGCUGUCCCGGUUGAAGCUGGAGCCCGUGAAAACAGAGGAUGGCCGGGCCAUGGCCAUGCGCAUUGGUGCAUAUGCCUAUUUGGAGUGCUCUGCCAAAACCAAGGAAGGGAUCUGGGAGGUAUUCGAAACUGCAACACGGGCAGCCUUACAAAAACGGAAAACACCAUCAGAAAGUUGUCUUAAAUGCUGUGUUUUGAUGUGAAUCGACGCUAUCUGGAGAACCUUGACGCGCAGAUACGCUUCCGCCGCUGGGAUCUGUGUCUGAACAUGCAGGCCUACGGGCAAGGACCAUGGCUUGAAUACGCCCUUGUAUUCAGACAACCUUGGUUAUACUGAAACAAAUGACUGCAAACAAGUUAUUUUGAACACAUUCGUUGAUCAUCUGAUGUGUGUGUGUGAGAGAGAGAGAGAAAGUGUGUGAAAUGCACUGGUUACUGCAUGUUUUUUGUGCGUCACAUGAUCCCAGUCUGGCCGGUGGAGACAAAAAACAAAUCUGGAAGUGAACGCCUUAUUCCCUAGUUUUCCAACGUGGACAUGUCCUUUCCAAAGGCCCGCUUUCGAGCCAAGGUUUAAAGUGCUCACUUUUUUGUGUUUCGACGUGUUUGCAUAUAGGCAUAGCCUUACUGCCAAAGUUACAAUAAGCGAAGCAGUACAAAAAUUGCACUCGUUAUUUAUGUCCACUUUGUAUUUACAAUACAAUGACUGUAUUUAGUUUGUGAAAUUGCACAGCAUCCGCACUACAAUUCACAGAAAGCUUUGAUAGAAGUUCGAGUCAGUGCAAGGAUGCCCAUGGUGUUCGGUAGCGUAGCCUGUUUCUUCUGAUGUUUUACGCCAUUUUCAAUGAAGACAGCUUAUGUUUACGGUAAAUAAAUAAAGAAAUAAUCAGUUGUCUCAGGUUUGUUAGUUGGAGCCUCAACCAAAAAAGUAUAUUUUCGACUUCACAAUAAUAAAUGCGUAGUUUAAUAGUUUUUUUUUUAUGUAAAAGGCCUAAUCGAAGAUCCAAGAGACUAAACACAAGCCUUGAAAAGGGCUAACAAUGUAACUAUAUUCUAUAGUCUAUUUUGGUUUUCCUGGUGGCUACAAUGACUCAAUUUGGGAGGACAUUGAUGGAUUAUAAAUCAAUGAAAGAAAAAGUCACACAAACACAUUGUAGCGGCUACAUUCAAUGAUUGAAUGUAGCUUGUACUUAGGACAGCCAGCAAAGAAAGGGGGUGGGCUGUUCAACCAGUCAAAGGAGGUAAAACAGUAUCCCACCAUGUUUCUGAACUCUGAAAUCUAGGUCCUGUCUCACCUGUAGGCUGGCAUAUCUCAGCUGUCUCAACACUUCCAAGACCUGUUUGACAUUUGUCAUUAAGCUACAGCUUCAUUUCCAGUUAUGGCGGUGGCAUUGCCAAGAGAAGAUUGAGCAUUUGAGAUUGUUUAGCAUGUGAGUGCUUCACUCAGUGAAACACGUUUUUUUUUUUUUUUUUUUUUAGAAAAUGUCAUCAAAAGAAGGGCAGGCUAUGUCAGAGCUCAAUGAGCAAGAAACACACACUCAUGGCAUUAUGGGAUAGUGUGAAAAGUAAAAUGUGAUGGAAUUGUACAUUAUUAAAACCACAGUCUUAUAAUAGUUACACUAGGCAAAAAAUUAAGUGUUUAGUAGAUGUUAAAGUUUGUUUACAGCACUACAACUGAAUUAGGAACAAAAACAUCUUAAUGUCUUCCUUUAUGACUGCAUGUACCUCACAUUUAUUUGGAGCUUAAAAGUCAGCAACAUAAAUCAGUGUUUUUGAGUUUAUUUGUCAUUUAGCUCAUGUCUGAUCUCACUAGAAAUGUUGUGUUUAGUUUCGCUUACAGAUGGUGGGAGUUAUUGUUCAAAUGACAGCUAUGGUUAUCAAUUACAGACAGUGUUGCAACACUGGGAUUUCAGGGUAAAACCCUGGUGGAUUUACUAUGCACUUUAUUAUCUUUGCUUUAAACAUGUAAUUUUUCUAUGGUUCAGUAAACAAUAGCAACCAUAGUGAAGAUGAAUCUGAGUUUAAAAAGAGUAUCUUUUAUAAAUCCAGCCAGAGUCACAGUGAUGUAAAAGUCACAUUCCUCCCUGGCUUCUGUUGCUGGGCUUUUUUCUGACUUACAGGACAGGAAUGCAUUGUGCUGGACUGGUUAAUUUUCCCACACUGGCCCCCCUCAUGUGCCUCAUUUCCAAUGAUGUUAGGUUAUUAUUCAGUGAUCAGACAAAGCAGAGCAUGUUUUUCUUUAAUUUUCUUGUUGGAGAAGAAAAAUGAUGAAAAUGUGCCAAACAUGUUUGUAAGAGUGUGUCAAACUAUGACCACAGUAAUGCAAUAACAUAAUUACAUUUGAAUGGAACAAUGAAAUUUGGAAAAACAAUCCAGAAUGUAAGGGGACAAGUGGUACUGUUUAGGAAAAGCCAAUAAAAAAAUCAAUUUGUGUCACCA
Etheostoma spectabile (orangethroat darter) is the source of this 3000-nucleotide messenger RNA. RefSeq names its product rho-related GTP-binding protein RhoB-like. Gene Ontology annotation, molecular function: GTPase activity; GTP binding. Bases 177 to 767 code for a protein of 196 amino acids. The record is from RefSeq and is a predicted model, not a curated record. The transcript has a single exon. Gene Ontology annotation, biological process: small GTPase-mediated signal transduction. Lineage: Eukaryota; Metazoa; Chordata; Actinopteri; Perciformes; Percidae.